GACGCAGCAACUCUCUUGUGUAAAGAGCUAGCUCAGACUUGCUUUUCCCGUAUGCAUAUAUAAAUUGAAAAAUCGUGUACUGUGCUUCAUUUCGUUGGGAAGCUUUUUCAGACGCGAAGAGAGAGAAAAGUUCAAAAAGAAAAAAAAAAAAACGAAGCGAAAUCGCUCGAUCCCUUUGUUUUCUUCUUCUUUAUCGUUUUCUCCGGCUUCUAAUUUUAGCCUCUUCUUCUCUUCAGAAUUUUUCGUUGAAACUUCAAAGCGAACGUUCUGAGCUGGCCGAUCUGACUCACCGAGUUCACCUUUUUUUUCUAUCUUUCUUUUUCUCUUGCGACUCGGCGCCGACUCGGAUGAGUUGAACCGGAAGAUCGCUCCGCAUUAAUCGCCAUGUCUGCAGUAGUGAAUAUUAUUGCUGGUUCUCAUGUCUGGGUUGAAGAUCCAGUGGAAGCAUGGAUUGGUGGAGAAGUUUCUAAAAUCAAUGGAGAAGAAGUUCAUGUUCGCACUGCAGAGGGGAAAAUAGUUGUAAAAAACAUCUCAAAGGUUUUUCCUAAGGAUAAUGAAGCACCUCCGGGCGGUGUAGAUGAUAUGACAAAGCUUUCAUACUUGCAUGAACCAGGAGUUCUGCACAACUUGGCGGCUAGAUAUGAACUCAAUGAAAUUUAUACAUAUACUGGAAAUAUUCUGAUUGCAAUAAACCCAUUCCAAAGGUUACCACAUCUAUAUGAUACUCACAUGAUGGAACAAUACAAAGGAGCUGCAUUUGGCGAGUUGAGUCCCCAUGUUUUUGCAGUUGCUGAUGUUGCAUACAGGGCAAUGAUCAAUGAAGGAAAAAGCAACUCAAUCCUGGUUAGUGGCGAGAGUGGGGCUGGUAAGACAGAGACAACAAAGAUGCUCAUGCGAUAUCUGGCAUAUCUUGGAGGCCGAUCUGGUGUAGAAGGGCGAACAGUUGAACAACAAGUUCUAGAAUCCAAUCCAGUUCUUGAAGCAUUUGGGAAUGCCAAAACAGUGAGAAACAAUAAUUCAAGUCGUUUUGGUAAAUUUGUUGAGAUACAAUUUGACAACAAGGGAAGGAUAUCUGGAGCUGCUAUACGGACAUAUUUGCUCGAGAGGUCACGAGUGUGUCAAAUUUCAGAUCCGGAAAGAAAUUACCAUUGCUUUUACCUUCUUUGUGCAGCACCAGCUGAGGAAAGAGAGAAGUAUAAGCUGGGCAGUCCUAGCUCUUUCCACUACUUAAGUCAAUCCAACUGUUAUGAGCUGGAUGGAGUGGAUGAUGCACAUGAAUAUCUUGCAACACGAAGGGCAAUGGAUGUUGUUGGAAUCAGUGAGGAGGAGCAGGAGGCAAUAUUUAGAGUUGUCGCAGCAGUCUUGCACCUUGGAAAUAUUGAAUUUGCAAAAGGAGAGGAGAUUGACUCUUCUGUCAUCAAGGAUGAGAAAUCUAGGUUCCAUCUUAAUACGACUGCUGAACUUCUCAAGUGUGAUGCUAAGAGCUUGGAAGAUGCACUGAUCAAGCGUGUGAUGGUAACACCUGAGGAGGUCAUUACAAGAACCCUUGAUCCUGUUGCAGCUGUUGGUAGCAGGGAUGCAUUAGCCAAAACUAUUUACUCACGCUUGUUUGAUUGGCUUGUGGAGAAGAUUAACAAUUCAAUUGGGCAAGAUCCAAGUUCUAAAUCUAUCAUUGGAGUUCUUGAUAUCUAUGGGUUUGAAAGUUUUAAAUUCAAUAGUUUUGAGCAGUUCUGUAUUAAUUUUACCAAUGAGAAGUUGCAACAACACUUUAAUCAGCAUGUAUUUAAAAUGGAGCAAGAAGAAUACACCAAGGAAGAGAUUGAUUGGAGUUACAUAGAAUUUGUUGACAACCAAGAUGUUCUGGAUUUGAUUGAAAAGAAACCUGGAGGAAUAAUUGCACUUCUUGAUGAAGCCUGUAUGUUUCCUAAGUCUACACAUGAAACAUUUGCUCAGAAGUUGUACCAGACAUUCAAAAAUAACAAGCGGUUUAUCAAACCUAAACUUUCUCGGACUAGUUUUACCAUAUCUCACUAUGCAGGGGAGGUGACAUAUCUGGCUGAUAUGUUUCUUGACAAAAACAAGGAUUAUGUGGUCGCAGAACAUCAGGAUCUGCUGACAGCCUCAAAAUGUUCAUUUGUGGCUGGUCUAUUUCCCCCUUCCCCGCCGGAGUCUUCAAAAUCUUCAAAGUUCUCUUCAAUUGGAUCUCGUUUCAAGUUACAACUUCAAUCUUUGAUGGAGACCUUAAAUUCAACAGAACCUCAUUAUAUCAGAUGUGUCAAGCCAAACAAUGUUCUCAAGCCUGCUAUUUUUGAAAAUCUCAAUAUCAUCCAACAAUUGCGCUGUGGUGGUGUUCUUGAGGCAAUUAGAAUCAGCUGUGCUGGAUAUCCUACAAGACGGACUUUUUACGAGUUUCUUAACCGAUUUGGUGUUCUUGCCCCUGAAGUUCUGGAUGGAAACUAUGAUGAUAAAGUUGCUUGCCAAAUGAUACUGGAUAAGAUGGGUAUGAAAGGCUAUCAGAUAGGCAAGACAAAAGUUUUCCUAAGAGCUGGUCAAAUGGCUGAGUUGGAUGCAAGAAGAGCAGAGGUUCUUGGAAAUGCAGCUAGGGUCCUUCAGAGGCAAAUACGUACACAUAUUGCAUGCAAGGAAUUCAAAGAGUUGCGUCAAGCUGCAGUCUGUUUGCAAUCUAAUUUGAGAGGAAUAUUGGCCCGGAAGCUCUAUGAGCAGUUGCGUCGUGAAGCAGCAGCUCUGAAAAUAGAAAAGAACUUCAAAGGAUACGUUGCUAGGAAAUCUUUCUUAAGUGUACGAUCGUCUGCAAUAAUAAUACAGACAGGUUUAAGGGCUAUGAAGGCUCGUGAUGAAUUUAGAUUUAGAAAGCAAACAAAGGCUGCAAUUCAUAUCCAGGCUAAUUUGCGCCGGCAAAUUGCAUUUUCAUAUUAUAAAAAGUUGCAAAAGGCUGCAAUUGUUACUCAGUGUGGCUGGAGGAGAAGGGUUGCUAGGAAGGAACUUAGAAUGCUCAAAAUGGCUGCAAGAGAAACAGGGGCCCUUAAGGAAGCAAAGGACAAACUAGAGAAGCGUGUAGAAGAACUUACAUGGCGUUUGCAAAUUGAGAAGCGUUUGAGGACUGAUUUGGAAGAGGAAAAGGCACAUGAAAUUGCCAAGUUACAGGAUGCUUUGCAUGCAAUGCAAAUACAGGUAGAUGAAGCAAAUGCCAGAGCAGUUAAAGAACGUGAGGCAGCACGGAAAGCCAUUGAAGAAGCACCACCAGUUAUUAAGGAGACUCCUGUUCUAGUUCAAGACACUGAAAAGAUUAAUUCUUUAACAUCUGAAGUAAAUAGUUUGAAGGAAUCACUAUUACUGGAAAUAGGCGCCAAGGAAGAAGCCAGGAAAGCUCAGGCUGAAGCUGAAGCGAGAAAUAAGGAACUAACUAAAAAGGUUGAAGAUUCUGACCGUAAAGUGGAACAACUUCAAGAAUUGAUUCAGAGAUUGGAGGAAAAAAUUUCCAAUUCAGAGUCAGAAAACCAAGUUCUUCGCCAGCAAGCAUUGGCUGUAUCACCGACUGGAAAAGCUUUGACUGCAAGACCAAGGACAAUGAUAAUUCAGAGGAUACCAGAAAAUGGGAAUACUCCAAACGGGGACGCAAAAAUUGGAUCAGAUAUGGUUCUUGCUGUAUCAAAUGUUCGUGAGCCUGAAUCUGAGGGAAAACCACAAAAAUCUCUCAAUGAGAAGCAGCAGGAAAAUCAGGACUUAUUAAUCAAGUGCAUAUCACAAGAUUUGGGAUUUUCUGGGGGCAAACCUAUUGCUGCAUGUGUCAUAUACAAAUGCCUUCUGCACUGGAGGUCAUUUGAAGUUGAAAGAACAAGUGUCUUUGACCGUAUUAUUCAAACAAUAGCUUCAGCAGUUGAGGCCCAGGACAAUACUGAUGUAUUGGCAUAUUGGUUGUCUAAUACAUCCACUUUGUUGUUGCUACUCCAACGCACCCUCAAAGCAAGUGGAGCAGCUAGCUUAACACCACAACGGCGAAGAACAGCAUCAUCAUCUCUGUUUGGAAGAAUGUCUCAAGGUCUAAGGGCAUCUCCCCAAACUGCUGGGUUACCAUUUCUAAAUGGCCGAGGUCUGAGUAGACUAGAUGAUUUACGGCAAGUGGAAGCAAAAUAUCCAGCGCUGCUAUUUAAGCAGCAGCUUACUGCCUUCCUUGAAAAAAUAUAUGGAAUGAUAAGAGAUAACCUUAAAAAGGAGAUCUCUCCAUUACUGGGACUUUGUAUACAGGCCCCAAGGACCUCGCGUCAAAGUUUAGUGAAAGGACGUUCACAUGCCAAUGCAGUUGCUCAGCAAGCUUUAAUAGCUCACUGGCAAAGUAUUGUCAAGAGCUUAAACAAUUCUCUAAAGAUAAUGAAGGCCAACUACGCGCCUCCUUUCUUGGUCCGCAAAGUCUUCACUCAAAUAUUUUCAUUCAUCAAUGUUCAGCUAUUCAACAGUCUGUUGUUGCGUCGUGAGUGUUGUUCAUUCAGCAACGGGGAGUAUGUAAAGACAGGUUUGGCUGAAUUAGAGCAAUGGUGUCUCGAUGCUACAGAAGAGUAUACUGGCUCGGCUUGGGAGGAACUGAAACAUAUCAGGCAGGCUGUUGGAUUCUUGGUGAUACAUCAAAAACCCAAAAAGUCCUUGAAUGAAAUAACGAAGGAGCUUUGCCCUGUUCUCAGUAUACAGCAGUUAUACAGGAUCAGUACCAUGUAUUGGGAUGACAAGUACGGCACGCACAGUGUAUCUACAGACGUCAUAACAAGCAUGAGAGCUAUGAUGUCCGAGGACUCUAAUAAUGCUGUCAGCACUUCUUUCCUAUUAGAUGAUGACUCGAGCAUUCCAUUCUCGGUGGAUGACAUUUCCAAAUCUAUGGAACCAGUUGAAGUAGCUGACAUAGACCCUCCUCCGUUGAUACGAGAGAACUCAGGCUUUGGGUUCUUGCUAGCACGCUCAGAGUGAUUAUCGCCCCCGAUACCCCAAUCUUGGGGAAAAACACUCUCCGCACUGCACAAGGUAGCAGGUGCGAGCUGUGCAUAUAAUUUCAUUGUUAUCACAUCACGUAUAUAGUAUAUUUUCACUUUUCAGCAACUCCGGCUUCUGAUAUUUGGUUCGUUGUCUGGGUUAGUUCAUUUUUACCCCCUCAAGUUUCAUCAACACGAGGGAUUUUGUUAAGAAGCCAUGUCACACUUGAUGUGAUCACAUCAUGUGACAAAUGGCGAUCAUAGGUAGAGGCUGGUGUUCAGGUGACGACACCUGCCCAUGUUUCUUUUCCCAUUUUGUUGUUUUUCAAGUGGAAUAGUGGGUGGUGCAAUCAGUUACUCUAGGUUUUUUAUUUUAAUUUUUUUUAGGGCAUAUUUGUUUCAUGUGGUUGUUAUAUUUGUAUUUAAUUGAUGCAAUAUUUUUUCAUUAAAUUUAAUUUUCAGAUAGGUUGUUUGAAAGGCCGAGUUACAAUAAAAUGUGACUCGGUGCAAUUGUAUAGAUGCCUGUUUUUUAUUUUUUUUUGAAUUUCUUUUAACUGUAUCUUUAAAAUAUCUUGUUGAAAGCUAUUUGGAGGACUAGCAUCAUGUGCAUUAUCAUAAGAUAACUAGUCUUUUCAAUAAAAUGUUGAUUCUAUGUAUUAUUCCCGUUUA
Molecule: messenger RNA, 5648 nt
Organism: Arachis stenosperma
Lineage: Eukaryota; Viridiplantae; Streptophyta; Magnoliopsida; Fabales; Fabaceae
Product: myosin-17-like
Exons: 39
Coding region: 385-4977 (1530 amino acids)
Biological process (GO): vesicle transport along actin filament; actin filament organization
Cellular component (GO): myosin complex; vesicle; actin cytoskeleton
Molecular function (GO): microfilament motor activity; ATP binding; actin filament binding
Source: RefSeq, a predicted model, not a curated record